Staurois parvus is the source of this 622-nucleotide messenger RNA. NCBI's taxonomy places the organism in Eukaryota, Metazoa, Chordata, Amphibia, Anura, Ranidae. The record is from the annotation of a GenBank genome assembly.
AUUCCAAUGAUGGGGUGCUAUUCCUCCCACUGACACCAAUGAUGGGGCAUGAUUCCUCCCACUUAUACCAAUGAUGAGGCACUACUCCUCCCCCACUGACAAUAAUGAUGGGGCACUAUUUCAUCCACUGACACCAAUGAUGGGGCACUAUUUCAUCCACUGACACCAAUGAUGGGGCACUAUUUCAUCCACUGACACCAAUGAUGGGGCACUAUUCCUCCCACUGAUACCAAUGAUGGGGCACUAUUCCUCCCACUGAUACCAAUGAUGAGGCACUAUUCCUCCCACUGAUACCAAUGAUGGGGCGCUAUUCCUCCCACUGAUACCAAUGAUGUGGCAGGAUUUGCUCCCCAUCAUUGGUAUCAGUGGAAGGAAUAGUGCCUCAUCAUUGGUGUCAGUGGGGACUAGUGCCCCAUCAUUGGUAUCAGUGGGGAGAAAAGUGCCCCAUCAUUGGUAUCAGUGGGGAGAAAAGUGCCCCAUCAUUGGUGUCAGUGGGGGGAGGAAUAGUGCCCCAUCAUUGGUGUCAGUGAGGAGGAGGAAUAGUGCCCUAUCGUUGGUGUCAGUGGGGGAGGAACAGUGCCCCAUCGUUGGUGUCAGUGGGGGAGGAAUAGUGCCCCAUCGU